GGUCACUAAAGUCUGUUUAAAUGAGGAUUGAACAGGUGCGGAAUGUUUUUUUUUGUUCGCGUUCUUCUAAUUCCGAUCGUACGUUACCGACUUUAUUUGCGUUGGCAUUUACGAUGUUUCAGUUUCUCUUAUUUUCUCCUACGUGUGUGGCAUUGCCGAACCUGAGUAUAAAAAGACUGGCCGUUCGUGUUCCAGAAGUCACAUCACUUCCAGCAACAGCAAGCGCAAGUUGAGACAAUCAUGGCAAUCCGUCGAUCCUUCCUGGUGUUUUGCCUUUUAUUGGCAACUGCUGUCGCAGAUCUCGGCCGCGUGAAAAGAUCCCCGGAUGGACAUCAUGGACACCACGAACAUCAUCACGAUCAUGCACAUGGUGGUGGGGCACCAGUGCACAGCCCGGGUGCGGGAGCUUCGGCUUUUGGUGGUCAUACAGCGACUCACGAUAUGCAACCACCUCAAUUUUUUGAUCAAAUGCCUAAUUUUGCUCAAAUGAUGGCCUCAUCGUUUGAUGUCCAGCCUUCUGCACCCUCUUUUGAUGCCCAGCAAACUGCUCCAUCUUUUGAUGCGCCACAAGGUCCUCAAGGAUAUGGAAGUCAAGCGGGUUCUUUCGGUCCGCAAGCUCCAGCAUUUAAUCCCCCAGCUCAGGAGUUCGCUCCACCGGCUGAUCAGCCGCACCAACAUCAAGCAGCGCCUUCUCUCGAGCCUCCUACUCUAGUGUAUAAUCCUCAGCCUCCUGCCCCAGCGUUCAACGCUGAACCUCCUACCCAAGCAUUUAACCCUCACGCUGCAGCUCCAGUAUUUAACCCUCAGCCUUCCGCUCCUGAAUUCCAUUCACAGCCUCCAACUUCGUCAUUCAACCCCCAACCUCCUGCCCCAUCAUACAAUCCGCAGGCUUUUGCCCCAGCAUUCAACCCCCAACCGCCUGCCCCAGCAUUCAACCCCCAACCGCCUGCCCCAGCAUUCAACCCCCAACCGCCUGCCCCAGCAUUCAACCCCCAACCGCCUGCCCCAUCAUAUAAUCCGCCAUCUUUUGCCCCAGCAUUCAAUCAACAGCCUCCUGCCCCAACAUUCAAUCAACAAUCUGCUCCUUCACCGUACAAUCAACAGCCUCCUACCCCAGCAUUUAACCAACUGCCUGCUGCUCCAGUGUACAAUCAGCAACCUGCUGUUCCAUCAUUCAACCCUCAACCUGCUGCUCCAUCAUACAAUUCACAACCUCCUGCCCCAGCAUUCAACUCUCAACCUCCUGCCCCUUCGUACAAUUCACAGCCUCCUACCCCAGCAUUCAAUUCUCAACCCUCUGCAUACAAUUCGCAGCCUGCUGCUCCAGCAUUUAACGCACAGCCUAGUGCCCCAUCAAACUACAACCCUCAACCACAAUCCCCACCUGCCCUGCAAUCCUACCAAGCCCAACCAUCCUCUUUCGGUCCUCCUGCUCCCCAAUAUAGUCCUCCUGCUCCCGAAUACAACUCACCAGCACCUUAUUCACCUUCAGCUCCAUCGUACGAGGCUCCACAAGAAUCGUACGAAACCCCCCAACAAUCUUACGGAGCUCCAAAAGCCAAGAAACCCAAGGGCCAUUACGGCGUUCCAAAAGCCCCCAAAGCCCCUAAAGCUAAGAAACCUCACUCGGGAUACGGCGUUCCUAAGGCUAGCAAGAAACCCAAGUCCAGCUACGGAGCUCCUCAACAAUCCUACGACUCUCCAGCUCCUUCCUACCAAGCCCAGCCUCAAUCUUAUCAAGCCCAGCCUCCCUCUUACCAAGCCCCAGCCUAUUCUGCUCCGUCUUCCGGCUACGCUCAACAAGCUCCUCAACAAUCAGCUUACCCACCUCAAUCCCGAUUUCAACAACAAGGUUAUGGUCGCUAAACGUUAUGUGAGUUUGCUGGUUGACACUCAGAAUCGUUAUGAAAGCUUUGCAAUUUUUCGCAUUUUGUUAUCUUUCUUCACUCAACAACGUAGUCCUCUUUUCUCAAGCACUUUAGUUAUUGUUACAAUACAAGUGUUAUUUUCGCUUAA
Messenger RNA from Daphnia carinata, 2016 nucleotides. RefSeq lists its product as uncharacterized. The coding region runs from base 241 to 1866 and encodes 541 amino acids. Lineage: Eukaryota; Metazoa; Arthropoda; Branchiopoda; Diplostraca; Daphniidae. The record is from RefSeq and is a predicted model, not a curated record. The transcript has 3 exons.